CAAAAGUGCGACUCUCCUCAGGCUGCACAUCGGCAUGCUGCAGGCGUCACGACGUUUGCUAAACAACCAACCCAAACCUUCACGGGUAACACCGCCGCCUCAAUCGCUACCACUACUGCCAAAAAGGCAAGUCUGCUACCUGCUCAACCAGAAAAAAUAUCGACUCCCUCAUCACACAUCCAUCCAGUCCCACGAAGGAUGGUAUAUCUGACCAGACAGCGGAAAACCUACUGCCUCAUCUGGAUCAAUCACGCGAGAUUCCGACUGUGAUUUCCACUACGCACCACAAGGCUGCUUCGGAGGGCGGGUACACACCGCAUGUGACAGGGAGCAUUGAUAUGCGUGGCGACGGCAUGGCGAGCACGCGGAACAGUAUCAUAGUGUUGCACUACCUGGCCCCGGCCGCGACCACGGCAUACUUCGCUCUGGCAAAGACACUGGCCGCAUGUCUGCUACAAGAACCCUCCAAACGUGCCGGACGGAGAUCUCGACGAUGGCCCGCCAUCAUACUGCAGUCUGUCGUGGUGGCGACAGUCAUCGCUGAGGGCAUAUCAGCAGUGCUGCACGCGGUGCGGAGACCAGGAUGGGCAGCAUCACAAGACUAUGUUGUUUAUCUGGUACUCCUCUUCGUAUUGCAUGGGUCCAUUGCAGUCGGCAUUGCAGAGAACGCAACACCACUAUGGCAUCCAUAUGUUGGUUCAUGGCUUGUCGCUGGUGGAUUCGAAAUACCACUUUUCGUUCUUCAGGCGGCCGUGGAUCACGGAAAAGACGGCGGCUUUUCGCAACUGCGCAUGAUCGCAUGCCUGGUGCGCGCUGCCAGUCUGGUCUCUCUGUCAUUAGCCAUGGCGUGGAUUGCGCUCAAGGAUCGCGACCCAGGUAUCAGGCUGGACGACGAGAGUGAGGCUCUUCUUGCUGAACAUGGGGCGCACGGCAUACUGUACGCCAAUGGCGCCGCCAAUAGCGGGAAUGGCACGAAUGGCAAUGCGAAGGUGGCGUCCACACCCAGUCUUUUUGACGCCACUGAGAAUGAGACUGCAACAGAAGAGGUCAACGACGACGCCGAAUUUGACUCAGAGACAGACAUCCCGGACGCCGACAAAGAGCUCAAAGCCCAGCAGAAAAAGCGGCUCAAAGAGUCCGGAAGCUGGCUGAAGUAUCUCGCCGAUUUCAAGAUCUUCUUCUGGAUCCUGUUGCCACGCAAAGACCGUGUUGUUCAAGCAUGCUACUUCGCGAUCGGCUUCGUGAUCCUUGCUGAGCGCGCUCUUGUGAUUCUUGUACCACGGCAACUCGGUAUUAUCACCAAUGAACUGGCCAAAGAUGCCGGCACAGGGGUCGUCCCAUGGCGAGCUAUUGGCACCUGGAUGCUGCUGGCCGCAUUCCAAUCCUCUGCCGGGCUACAGCUCGCCAAAUCUAUCGUGCAGAUGCCUGUGCAGCAGUAUGGCUUCAAGGCGUUGUCCACCACUGCCUUCAAACACAUCAUGUGCUUGUCCAUGGACUUUCACAACGAGAAGAACUCGGGCGAGCUCAUUCGAGCGAUUGAUCAAGGGACCAACCUCCAGGACUUGAUCGACUUCUUCCUGUUCGAAAUCAUACCCAUGUUCUUCGAUCUGAUACUGGCCUUUUGGUAUGUCACACAUCUCUUUGAUAUCUACAUGGGUAUCAUCCUCAUUGCGAUUGGAUUCCUAUACAUCUGGAUUGGUGCAAAGGUCACGAGCUGGAGCAUUAAGCGGCGACGCGACUACAAUACUGCCUGGCGGAACGAGAGCAAGGUUCAGAAUGAAGCCAUCAAUAAUUGGCAGACCGUCUCGCACUUUAAUAGGAGUGAGUACGAGACUCGCCGAUAUACCGACACCGUAGAGAGCUACAUCCUCGCACUCUGGCGGUAUUGGCUGGCAUAUUACUGCGGAGCUGCAGCACAGUCUGCAACUCUGCUCACUGGACGUCUGGCUGCCGUAGCUCUCGCCGCGUAUCGUGUCUCGCAGGGAUCUGCACCAGUUGGAAAUUUCAUCACACUGGUGACCUAUUGGCGCUCGAUCGAGCUUCCACUCAUGAGUGUAUCUUACUCGAUCCGUAAGGUCUCUUCCAUGGUGAUUGACUCGGAGCGCCUCUUGCAGCUACUCAAAACGGAGCCGACAGUGGUAGACAAGCCUGAUGCGAAGAACCUGGAUGUCCGUUCAGGUGAAGUCCGCUUCGAUCACGUCGACUUCUUCUACGACAAGCGAAAGCAAACGCUCAAGGAUGUCAACUUCACGGUCAAGCCUGGCAAGACGGUCGCAAUCUGUGGUGAGACUGGGGGCGGCAAAUCGACCAUUUUGAAGCUCCUGUACCGAUACUACGAUGUCAAUGGCGGCGCCAUCCGAAUUGAUGGGCAAGACCUUCGAGAUGUGACACUGGACAGUCUACGCGACGCUUUCGGCAUGGUGCCGCAAGAUCCAUCUCUCUUCAACGUGUCCAUCAUGGACAACGUCCGCUAUGCUCGCCUAGACGCCACCGAUGCAGAAGUCAAGGAAGCUUGUAAAGCUGCCGCCAUUCACGACAAAAUCGAGACAUUUCCCGAUGGCUACAAGGCCAUGGUAGGCGAGCGCGGCGUCAAGCUUUCAGGUGGUGAGCUUCAGCGUGUAGCCAUUGCACGAGCUAUCCUGCGUCAGCCCAAGAUUGUGCUCCUGGACGAAGCCACGAGCAUGAUUGAUGCUGAGACCGAAGCGGUGAUUCAGAGCGCUUUCAAGCGUCUGACCGCUGGCCGAACGACAUUCAUUGUCGCACAUCGGCUGUCGACCAUUCAGCACGCUGAUCUGAUUCUGGUCAUUCACGACGGCAAGAUUGUGGAGUCUGGUACACACGAGGAGCUCUUCGAGCAAAAGGGCAAGUAUGUUGCUCUAUGGUCGAAGCAAUUGAGCAGAAGUGUUCAGGAUGUAGAGAAGAAGAUUGAGGCUGUAAAAGCAGAUCAGGCAUUGAUUGACCUCGAUCAAGCUUCUACCAUAGGUGUAGAGACCUCUGAAAGCAGCAGCAGCAAGAGUGAUUCGCCUGAGCGCCAGCAAUGAUGCCAGUGAAAUGGAAAAAGUCGCGUUUUGCUAAAAGGAGGCGGUUGUCUUGCGCGAUACGCUGGAGCUGCGUCGUGCGCGGACAGCAAUUGAUCAUUUGCAGACAGAUUGCAAGGUAAUCAGCUAUGGAGAAGUGCAGCAUAGCGUAAUCACAAUGACUUUCCAGAUGAG
Molecule: messenger RNA, 3212 nt
Organism: Sphaerulina musiva SO2202
Lineage: Eukaryota; Fungi; Ascomycota; Dothideomycetes; Mycosphaerellales; Mycosphaerellaceae
Exons: 1
Coding region: 339-3041 (900 amino acids)
Biological process (GO): transmembrane transport
Cellular component (GO): membrane
Molecular function (GO): ABC-type transporter activity; ATP hydrolysis activity; ATP binding
Source: RefSeq, a predicted model, not a curated record